Molecule: messenger RNA, 7317 nt
Organism: Perca flavescens (yellow perch)
Lineage: Eukaryota; Metazoa; Chordata; Actinopteri; Perciformes; Percidae
Gene: nlrc5
Product: NLR family, CARD domain containing 5
Exons: 50
Coding region: 297-5681 (1794 amino acids)
Biological process (GO): positive regulation of MHC class II biosynthetic process; positive regulation of transcription by RNA polymerase II; positive regulation of MHC class I biosynthetic process
Molecular function (GO): protein binding
Source: RefSeq, a predicted model, not a curated record
CUGACGCACGUGUCCUAACGAAAUGUCGCUCCCCACCAUAAUCCCACAAUUCUCAUUGAAAUAGGCUACUUUACUAGCUUUGUAGUUAAUUAAACAGGCACGCCACCUAUCCCUCCGCCGCACCUGUCGGUCUCCUUCCAUGACUGUCUUGGCACAAUUAACUGAAUCGGAACUGAAUCGGCGCAAAAACGAAACCAAAACAAUAAUCUGCCCUUGGUUUCGUUUUAAAAUAAUAGAAACCCUGGCUGCAGUGAGACGCAGUCUACGACAAUAGUUGUUGCUGAUGGAGUCUGACCAUGGAUGAGGAGGCUGACCCUGACAACCUAAAUGUGAACUCCGUCUUGGCUCAGGAAUCCUCAGAACUGUUCGAAGUCCUAAGCAGUCAGUCACCCGCAAUCCUAAUAAAGUUGUGCCAAAUAAUGCCUAGUGAUGCUCGUCGGAACAUCAACAUGGACCCUAGUAGCUGUUCUGCAGCAGCAGUAACCGAACAUAUCAAAGUCAUGUUGGAGUACUUCAGGGUGGCCAACCAUGCAGAUUGCUGCAACUUCCUUCAGAGCAUGUGUAUCUUAUGUGAGGGCAUCCCCAUGCGCCUGGAGUCGAGGCUUAUGUCAGUGGCUGGAUAUGCAAAUAAUGUUUCCGAAAAUUCCAGUCCCUGUGGAACAGAUGGGAAGUCAUCAUCACCGCCUUCAGAGCAGCAGCUCAUCAAACGGCCACGUAUUGAUCACUGGGCGCAGUACAUCGCUGCAGUGAUGCGUUUACUGCAGAGGAGGUGGGAGCGACUCAGUGAGCACCUGGUGAGGGAGGUCCAGCCUGAGAAUGUGUGGGUCAGACUAAGAACAGCGAACAGAGGCAGGGACAGACCUGAUCAAACCCCUGGAUCAGCAGACAAAGGGGGCAGAACACCAGAACCUGAUGGGGAUUAUGGGUACAUGGAUUCCAGAGUGACAUUGGAGACCUUCCUCCAGGGAUGUGCAGGGAAGGUGACAGUUCUCGUUGGCCAGGCUGGAUCAGGAAAAACUCUGCUGAUGUCUUGUUUAGGACAGCAGUGGGCACAUGGACUAGGUCCUAUCCCUUCAUCCUACCUGUUUGUCCUGCAAGAGUUUCGUCAGCUCAACGUACUGUCCCACCCUCUCUCCCUGUCUGAGCUGCUAUUCCGACACUACCUCCCUCUGGAAGGGGGCAACGACGAAAAGAGAGCCAUUGUGGAUUACCUACUUUCCAAUCCAGAGCAAAGCUGUUGGGUGCUGGAUGGCUAUGAAGAGUUUAACAGCAAACUCACCAGACAAGAGGUGCAGAGAGAGCUUUUUGACCCAGAACAGCCUCUGCCUGUUGCAGAUCUCAUCUCAGGGCUGUUAAAUCGCCAUCUUCUUCCAGGAUGUACUGUGGUGGUCACUUGUCGUGCACGCGAUGUCAUGGAUUUUGAAGGCAUAUCGGAUAAAGUUGGGCAGCUGCAAGGGUGGGACUGCCACGAGAUCAAGGAGUAUGUGGACAACUUCUUUCAAAUUAAAGGUCACAAAGCUGUUGGGGUGCAGGCAGCAGAUCUCCUUCUUGCCAGUCGACACCUACUUGCCAUGUCAUCCCUCCCUGCACUCUGCAACAUCUGCUGCAUCUGUCUGGAGCAUUUACUGAUGAACGGGGGAGACCCAAGAGGGAUGCAGAUACCAGAAGAAACAGGAACUGAGAGGAGGAGAAAAGCGAGAGAAAAAGAAGAAAAAGGAGUACAGAAUGCAGGAGGAGGAAGAGGAGAAGAGGGCAGUAUAGGAGGGAGUUAUGCACAAAGCAGAGAUCAAGGGGGAAGGAGAACGAGGUGUGAAGACAUAAUGAUGGGCGGCACAAAUGGUAGAGGCCAGAUACCUUCCAAACAAGUCCAGAUACCCUCCACCCUCACCCAGGUCUACCUCACUAUUCUUGAUGCCUUUCUGAGCCGUGACCCUAAUACAAGAGGAGGCAAUCCCGAGCCAAAGACCACACCACAUAGUUUUGUGUGUGAGUUGAGUCAGCUGGCCUGGAAAGGCUUAGAGGACAGCAGGAUCCUCUUCAUGGAAGAAGACAUCUCUCAGGAUGUUUUGGAGUUUUCAAUCAGGACAGGGCUCCUCGCACAGGUGGAGCUCAGACGUGAGGAUGGGAUUCUUGUCAACUCCUACCGCUUCAUUCAUCUGACAAUACAGGAGUUUUUGGCUGCCCUCAGAAUCAUGACCAGUACUGAUGUUAGUGACAUGCAGCUCAAGAAGAGAUUCAGUCUGAGAACUCGCUGGACGACCAAGUCAGACCACAAGACGGUCUUUACUGACUCUCUUCACCUGUAUGUAUGUGGUCUGGCUUCCCCCCGCUGCACUCGAGCCUUGGUUCAAUUAGCCAGGACCUCUGGUGGAACAGGAGGCCAAAGUUGGGUCCAAAAUCGACAAACCCUCGUUCUGAAAUUACUAAAAAACUUUUGUCAGAGCAACACCCUAACUGGACCAAAGAUAUUGGAUCUUUGCCACUGUGUCCAGGAGAGCCAGGACAACCAACUAGCUAAGCAGGUCGUGGAUACGAGACCCACCCUGGAGCUGCGCAACAUCACGCUAUUACCUAAUGAUAUUGAUGCUCUGGCUUUUGUAGUUAACUCAGUAGGUGAUAAUGGCAUUGGAUUGGACUUUGGAGCAUGUUCAAUGGAGUUGGAGUGUUUAGAUGUCCUGCCCAGUUGUCAGUUCAUUCACUACCUCAGUUUUCGCAGCCGCAAGUAUGGCGACAAGUUUGCUGAGAAGUUGUCCUCCAUUCUGCCAAAAUUCACAACGCUGAAAAAACUAGAGUUUUGUGGCGCCAGUCUGACUACCACGGGAGCAGCUAGUUUGGCCUCCGCUCUACAGAACUGUCCAAACAUCACAGAAAUCAAUCUGAGUGACAACAAUCUGAAAGACGGAGGAAUCAAACACAUAGCUGAUACUUUUACCAAACAACCAAGACUGGUCCUGGUAAGGCUGGGUCAAAACAACAGCUCUCUAGAAGCAGUGGACUAUCUCAUUGGGAAAAUGUCUUCAUGUUUGAACAUCCAGCACCUUAAUGCAGAUGGGAAGAAGGAGUUGACCGUAACUUUCUUCCAAAACUCUGAUUUGAACAGCCAUAUAACUAAAUCUGAACCAACAAUCAGCUUGUUGAACCACACAUGGAGCAAGCCUAAGAUGCAAAAACUUGCAAAGUCACUGGCAAGUUGCCCCGCCUUGUCAGUCCUGGAUCUGUCCAGUAACUGUUUAGGCAACAAAGGAUUGAAGAAACUGUUGGACAUCCUGCCUUGUCUUAGUAACAUCCAGGAAGUAAACGCCAGUAACAAUGGCAUUGGCAUGGAAGGAGCGGUAAUGCUGGCUGGUGCAUUGUGUUCCCAUAACAACUUAACACAAAUCCACAUCAGCCAUGGAGAAAGAGAGCAGGUGAUUCUGAAGUUCGGCCCUGACGAAAGGGAUGACAAACAGCAGCUAAAAAUGUUCAGGAUGAACAACAGCAGCCUCACGCCAUCGGACACAACCCAAAUCUGUGGACAACUAGUCCAGUGUCGCUCCCAAUUUGAGUUAGAUUUGUCUCACAGCUCAUUGCCAGACGAGGCUAUUGAGAAUCUGGUGAAGGUCCUGCCGAAGAUGGCAUCACUGCAGAGACUCAAUGUCAGCCACAGCAUUACAUCCACAGCUGGAGCCCUGAUGUUGGUCAGAUGUUUGACUGUCAGUCAGCGAGUCACAUCAGUGGAGAUCACGCCUCAGAUAGAAUCCUUCAUUCAUUUUGACAGUGUGAAAACCGAUCAAGCCAGAUGCAGGUUAACUCAUUGUAGCCUGAACGGUGAAAGCUUGGAAAGGCUGCUCGAGAUCCUACAGCAGUGUCCCCAACUGUCUGACCUGAAUUUAUCAAGCAAUCAGCUGGAAGAUGAAGGAGUGAAGCGUUUUCUGGAUUCUCUACAAAAGCUCAAAAUCACCAACUAUGUGAAUUUGAGCAACAACGGUCUGAGCCAGCAGGGGCUGUUGGAUGUGGCCAGCACACUGUGCACCUGUAACAACGUCUCCGGUGUCGAAGUCAGUUUGGGAGCAGAGGAGAGGUGUCUCAUCUGGUUUACACAAUGUGAAGGUUGUGUAAACAUGCUGAGUGUCAGCGAGAGCAGUUUGGAACAUGACCAUCUGGUCAGACUAGCAGAGAUCAUGUCUACCUGUCCCAGUCUGACCAAACUGGAAUUCAAGAACAAUUUGCUGCAGUCGGAUUGGAUUGAAGGCUUUGUGAAACUGUUAAACAGCAGUCAGAGGGGACUCAGUGUCAGUAUUGAGGAAGAUUGGAUCAGAUCUGAGAAAGCUGUUAGUUUGGUGUGUCGCUGUCUGGACCUCAGCAGCAACAUACACACUAUCAGGGUUCACCACAACACUCUACACCUGUCUUUGAUGAAGUCCACUGAACUGACCUCAGUCAGCCUUGUGGACUGUGCAGUAGAGGGGUACCAGCUUGCAUCUAUGAAGAGCAUCAUCUCGAGGUCUCCUUUACUGACAGAGCUGGACUUUUCCCACAACAGCCUGGGUGUAGAGGGAGCCGAGUUCCUCUGUUCUGUCCUGCCCUCGCUGCCAAAUCUCACUUGUCUCAGUAUUGGUUCCAAAGAGGCUUGUGUGACGGUGGUUGAGAAGCUCUCAGAGGCCUUGCUGCAGGCUGCAGGCAUUCAGUGCUUAAAUCUAUCGGGUCAUGUGAUUAGUGACACAGCAGCCCAGAUUAUGACCCAAAUAUGGCCCCAACUAAAAUCACUCAAUCUGUCUCAUUGUGAGUGGUCAGCUGCUGCAGGGAUGCAGCUCGUCACAGCACUGCAAGGGUGUGUCAGUCUGGAAGGCCUUUGUCUGGACUCCCUACAGCUGAACGCAGAGAGCAGUGUGUGCCUGGGACAAUCACUAAGGAAUAUCAACUCUUUACGCAGUCUCAAGCUAAAUAAGAUUUUUACAGCGAUGGGCCCGUCAGAAGCAAACAGUGUGCUAGAUCUCCUAGCUGCUAUGGAGGGACUCACACGAAUGGAGGAGAUCGAGCUGGAGAGCUGGAGGAUGGGUGAUAGUGGAAUAGAGCAGCUGACCAGACUCCUUCCUAUGUGGACGGAACUCAGGAAGAUCAGUCUAUCAAAGAACCUUAUCAGUGACCAAUCAGGAGACAAGCUACUUGAGGCUUUGAAGAGCUGUAGUCACCUGGAAGAGCUCCGUCUGUCCAGUAACGUUCUCGGGGAUCUCACUGCUGCCAGGAUGGCCCUGGUUCUACCAUCACUGACGCACAUCGCUGUGUUGGAUAUUUCAGUGAACAGGAUUGGAUAUGAAGGGUCCGUGAGUCUGUCCAAAGCAAUAACUUGCAUGAAGAACCUCACCAAGAUUCAUCUGACCUCUAUUGGGACUUCAGAGCUGUGUGCUGUAGCUGCCAGUCUGGCCCACUGUCCCCUCAUACAGGAUGUGGGUCUGGGAUGGAAUAAUUGUGGUGAUAACGUGGCAGCAGAGCUAGCCAGAGUUAUGCCUCUCUGUCAGAAGCUGAACAGAAUAGAUCUGGAGUCAAACACUGUGAGUGUUUUUGGAGCGGAGGCCCUGGUUAGAGCCUUACAGUUGUGUCCUGCUCUGCAGCUCAUCAGGCUGUGGAGGAACAAAGUCUCCAACAGUGAGGCCCAGAGGCUCAGUCUGAGGGACAGGAGGCUGAAUUUCUCAUCCAUCUAAAUCCAUCAUUCCAGUUCAUCAGAAUCUGCUACAGCUCUACAGAGAUCAACCACUGCUUCAGCCAGUGUUGGAAAUUAAGGGGAGCAAAGGGCAAAAAUGUCCCAAGAAAUCUUAGAAUACCUCAGAAGAAUUACUGUUUUUUUUCAAACUCUCCCCAAAUUGUUUAGAGAGGCAAAAGUUGCUCCAGUAGGAUCUCCAUGUAACAACAAGAGCCUCUCUAGGGAACAAUGUGAUUAAGUACAGCUGUACUGUUGAAUGUCUUUAAAGUGGCUAUAUGUAACUUUCAGUUUGUGUUGAUUCUAGUCUAUAUAUAUAUAUAGUCACUUUAAGGUAUUAUUUUUUUUUAAAGAAAUGUAUGACUAUGCACUUAUUGGCCUCUAGUUUCACAAUGGUAAACUGGCAUAAACAGCUGACAGUGGGGCGGUGACACAAAAUGUCAUAAACUCACUGAGGAUGACUCAAAAGAUGAAGUGGGAUAAGCACAAGAUGUAGAGUAUAAAUACGAUACGCACAACAGAGAAACACAGAAAUUUACAUUGGGAAUAUUAAAAAAUGAAUGAAAUAAGCAUAAAAAAUGAUCUUACAGCAAAUAAUUUAAUCAAUAAAGUAAAAUUGUGAGUCAGUAAACCUAAAGGUCCCAAUAGGUAUAUUAUAAGAAUGUUAUACAGGCCUUACAUUGAUAGAAAUAAGUGAACUAGUGCUCCAGAAAAUUUACUUUUUCGUUUGUUUAAUUGAUAUAGCACUUGUUAAUAGUGUUUCCCAGCAGCGCAUUGCUUUGCUUCUACACAAAAAAUGGCUUCAAGUUUAUUUGUAUGCAGUGUUUCCUUUAGGAUUUUUUUAGCAGUGGGGGCAGGUCUGUCCAAACAACAUUUUUUUGGAUCAGCUCCAACUUUUUCGGUCUCGUUACUACCGGCUCUGCACAUACAGUACUGUCACUGCUCGCUCUGCUAUCCCACACCGCCGUGAACCUAGAGGCCAAGAGGUAAAACAUUCUUUGGUUUCCAGUAAGUUUCAUGUGAGAAAAUACUUACUAUAUUUAGAGUCACUUUGCACUGUAAUGUGUUUACAAUAAUUAGAGACCACAUUAGUGAAAACACAAUAAAUCAUAAUCUGACAGUAAAGGAAGAGUUGAAAAUGAGGGACCCCCCCUCUCUGUUAUCUGCUCUUAUGGUCAUUAUAGGUUGUGGUCUCUAUCCAAUUUGCAUAUUGAUUUCUGCUGUAUUCAUGGAAAGCUAUUUAGUGUGAAUUAUACUAUUUAUAUUGAACAAGAAGUGUGAAGCACCUUACAAUUUGAGAAUAACUGAUUCUAGUCUCUUUGUGUGCUGAUAAUGCUACAAUGAUGCUCUCAUUGUGAGACAAAAUCACCAUAUUUCCUCUCCCAUUACUUUACGUGUUGUUAUCUAGUUUUAUCUUUUUAUUCAGUUUCAUUAUGAUUUUUUAAAAAUUUUUAUUUAAACUUUAUUUAAAGGUUGUCUACAAAGACACUGGGUUUUAAUGAGCACACACAGGGAUGCCAUGUGGUACUGUAGCUCAUCUGUUAGAAGGGUUUUUUUCCUUCUAAAGGUUUGACUCCUUUUAUUCUUGCACUGACUUGCUCUAAGAUGUCACUUGAGAUUAAAAAAGAAAAAAGCCUUGA